CGACGGCAGACCAGCGGCGCUAGAGAGAGGCAGCGGCGAGGAGGCCGAAGAGGGAGGAGGACGAUGGGAGUCCCGGCAUUCUACCGAUGGCUGAGCGAGAAGUAUCCGAAGAUUGUGGUGGACAUGCUGGAGGACCACGCGGCUCGGGUGGACGGGACGGAGAUUCCCCUCGACCUCACGGCGGAGAACCCGAAUGGCAUCGAGUUCGACAACCUCUAUAUCGACAUGAACGGCAUCAUCCACCCUUGCUCUCACCCUGAGGACAAGCCCCCCCCGGAGAGCGAGGAGGAGAUGUACAAGAACAUCAUGGACUACAUAGACCGACUUUUCUCGGCGGUCCGGCCGCGGCGGCUGCUCUAUCUGGCCAUCGACGGAGUGGCCCCCAGGGCGAAGAUGAACCAACAGCGCUCGCGACGGUUUCGGUCUGCCCAGGAGGCAGAGGAGGCAGCGGAAUUGAUGGAGGAGACGCGCCAGGCCAUGAAGGAGAUGGGCAUGAAGGUGCCGCCUAAGGCCAAGCCUGCGUGGGACAGCAACAUCAUCACCCCGGGUACGGAGUUCAUGCACAAACUGUCCCGCUACCUGCGGUUCUACGUGCAGGAUAGGGUCAACCGUGACAAGGCCUGGCAGAACAUCAAGGUGAUACUGUCGGACGCCAGCGAGCCCGGCGAGGGGGAGCACAAAAUCAUGGACUUCGUGCGCCGGCAGCGCACCCAGCCGGGCUACGACCCGAACCAGCACCACAUCCUGCACGGCCUGGACGCGGACCUCAUCAUGCUCGGGCUCGCCACGCACGAGCGCUCCUUCACCAUCCUCAGGGAACAGGUGCUGUUCGGGCGGCAGCAGAAGGAGGCGAGCGAGAGGAAAGCUGCCGCCAUGAACGCGGCGAGGGAUGCACUGGCCGGGGUGGGGCAAAAGGCGAAGAGGGGGGAGCACGGGGAACACGACGGGGACGUUUCUCCGCACAAGCCGCUACAGAUGCUCCAGCUGUGGACCCUCCGCGAGUACCUGGAGAACGAGUUCAAGGAGCUCGAGGCGCCCGGGCGCGUUCCGUUCGGGUACGAUUUCGAGAGAGUGGUGGACGACUUCGUCUUCCUUUGUUUCUUUGUCGGGAACGAUUUCCUGCCGCACCUGCCGUCGCUGGGCAUCCGCGACGGCGCCCUCGACUACCUCUUCAACGUCUACAAGAGAGUAAUAUCGUCGUUGGGAGACUACCUGACGGCGAGCGGAGGCCGCGUGAACCUCAAGCAGGUGGACGUGAUCAUGAGCGAGGUGGGCGAGAUCGAGGAUGAGGUGUUCAAGAGGAGAAAGCAGGCGGAGGUCAAGGACCAGGCACAGAGAUCCAGCUUCGGGAGACGCGGGGGCGGCCGCGGGGGCAGAAGGGGGGGCCGCGGAGGGGAUAUGGGAAGACAGGGGGUGGGUCCCCCCGGCGGAAAUAGUGGGGGGCGAUACGGGGUGGACGGGGAAAAACAGCGGAUGUACCCACCUGCGAACUCAGCAUCAGAGAGGCGGAAGGCGUCGAUGGAGGCGAAGAAGACCGCCAAGGCAAGCGACGAUAGCAUCAAGGUCCAAGCCGUGCCCAUCGGGAGCGUCAAGACGGACCGCCUUAAGGAUGCCAAGCGCAGGCUGGAAGACGGCGGUCAGCGCGGCGGUGCCAAGUGGGGCGGGGGCGAAGAGGGGAAGGGGGAGGAGAAGGGAGGUGCCGCAGAACACGCCAACAAGUCGGCCGCGGCGAAGCUGCGCGAAAAACUCGGGGGUAAGGCCGCCGGAAGAAGGGGCAGGGCAAGGGGGGGCAAGAGGGGACAGAAGAGCGGCGCCGCCAGCAGCGACAGCAGCAAUAACAACUCCUCUGCUAGCGAUGAUGCGGACGGGGGGGCGGCGGCGGAGGAGGAGGAGGGGGGAGAGGGCGAGGGGGAGGCACAGCCCCCCCCGACGAAGGUGCCCAGGGGGGAGGGGAACGGGAACGGGAACGGGAGCCCCCGGGGGGGGGGCGGCGCUGCUGUAGAGAGGGGCGGAGGAGGUGGUGUUGGUGGCGGUAAGAAACGAGAAGACGGUGAUGGUCAAGAUCAAGGCGAGGAGGAAGAGGAGGACCCCGACAUGACGGAGGAAGAGAUGGCCAGAGCCAAGACCAUGCUCAAGGACAAGGUGAAGGAUCAGGCUCAGGUCUUGCUGGACGAGGCGAGGGACAGCGUAAACGACACGGUACGGCUGUGGGAGGACGGGUGGAAGGACCGGUACUACCAAGACAAGUGCAAGCUGGAAGACAUCGAGGGGGGCGGGGGAAGGGAGAGGCUCUUCCAGGCGUACGUGGAGGGGCUCUGCUGGGUGAUGCUCUACUACUACCAGGGCUGCCCUAGCUGGACAUGGUACUUCCCAUUCCACUACGCGCCCUUCGCCAGUGACCUCAUCAACUGUGACAGGUUCAAGAUGGAGUUCGACGAGUCCAAGCCGUUCCGCCCCAUGGAGCAGCUGAUGGGGGUACUGCCGUCCGCGUCUUGCCAGGCGCUGCCUGAACCAUGCCGUGACCUCAUGACCAACCCCGACAGUCCUAUCAUCGACUUCUACCCCAAGAAUGUCCCCUGCGACCCUAACGGCAAGCCUAUGCCGUGGCUGUGGGUGGUGCUUCUCCCCUUCAUCGACGAGAAGCGACUGCUGAGCAACCUGCAGCCGCUCUACUCGCAGUUCACGGAGGAGGAGACCAUCAGGAAUUCGUUCGGGCCGUCGUACCUGUUCGCCAACGUCCGAACGCCACUCGGGAAGGCCGUGUCGGCGUUUGUGAAGGAGGGUGCUGGGGGGACGGCAGGCGGCGUGGAGGUCAAGGGGCUGGACUCGAAGGCGGAAGGGCUGGAAGCCGGGGAGGCCCGACUCUGUACGGAGGUGCAAGAAGAUGGAUCUACCGAAUGGGGAGGUUUCGGCGGAAAGUUGGCAAUACCAAACCCAGAGAUCAGCACCGCCGUGGGGGACACGCUGCAGGCGCCAGAAAAGCCGAGAGGGAUGUUCGAGGACGUGGCCAACAACCAGGUGGCCAUGGCCGUGUACGCGAUGCCCCCUAAGGGGGAGCACGUGUGCCGCAUGCUUCCAGGGGUGGAGGCGCUCCCCAAAACACUCCUGCCUCAGGACCUUGUCAGCCGCCGGCCCCCUCGGCUGAACCGCAACAUGAGCAUCGCGGAGAUGGGUUCCACAAAGUACAACCCGCAUCAGCAGCAGGGCGGGCGUCACCAGGGUGGCUUCGGCGCCGGGCAGCGGAUGAUAAGGCAUCAGCUGGGCGGGGGCGGCGGAGGAGGAUACCACGGACAGUCGCAGGGGUAUGGCUACCAACAGGGCGGAAGAAGUGGCAGAGGGAGUUACCACGGGGGCUACGAGGACAUGCAUCACAUGCACCAGCCCACUGGUAGUCGGCGCUGGGGCUCUCAGGAGCCGACCCCCAAGCGGAACAGCGGGCGGGUAGGUCGCAACGGAGGAAACCAGGGACGUAAUCACCAGGGGCGCAAAAACCAGGGGCGUCAGCAGCACCAGCGCCAGCACCAGCCGCACUAUCAGCACCAGCAGCAGGUACCGCCUCCCCAGGGGUACUACGGGCAGGCAGUACCCCCGCUGGUUGCGGCCCCCCCGCAGCAGCAGCAGCAACAGCCGGUCUUCUACGGGCAGCAACCGCCGCAGGCGGCGCCGAUGUACUACCAGCAGCCGGCGCCCGUGGUGUCUGCGGUGGCGCCCACCGCGUACUACGUGACUGCUCCCCAGCAAGCACCUCAGCCUGUGGUUGCCCACAGCUUCCAACACCCGGGGUAUGUGCAGCAGCAGCCGCAGCUGCUUCAGCAGCCGCCACAGCAGCCUCCGCCGCAACAGCAACAGCAGCAACAGCAGCAGCAGCAGGUCCCUCCAGGGGCAGCGGGCUUCCCCACCAUGGACUCGCUGCGCUCGAAGCUCGCCAACGCGCUUCUGCAGACGAAGGCACCCACAACGGCUGCGCCCCAGGGGGCGUUCUACGCGUACCCCCCUCAGCAGGGGGCGCCCAUUCCCCAGCAGCCGCACGCCGGAGCCGCUGUCCCAGUCACGCAGCCUGCGGCAGCCGCAGGCACCGGAUACCCUGGCCAAAACAUCCGAUACGAUGCCAAGGGAAACCCCACCUGGGGAGGGGCUCAGUGGACCGGAGGUCCGCCUCGCUAGGGCCCUGGGGGUGUAGGGGGGGUGGUCGCACCUGUUGGGUGUUGGCCACGCGCGUUUGCCGUGCAGACGGCGCUGAUUGGAAUGAGUCUUGGUUGUUCCCGAGUGAACUAUGUAGCCUUGGGGAGCUUCGAUUUUUCAAGUCGGGGUGUGAGUUGAAGGGCAACGCGGCCGGGUGUGUACGGGAAGAGUUUUUUUAUCUGACAGCGUUUUUAGACGGCCGUGUUCAUUAAAAUUCUCUCACCGUCUGGAGGCGUCGUAGGCCAGUAGGGAGGCAGCGGGUGAGAGACGCGCACCUUGUGGUAGAGAUACCCGGCGAGCAAGAUAUGGCCUGAUUCCUUGGCCUCGAGGAGUGCUCGCAAUGCUUGGGCUGGGGAGUUCGAUCAAGUGCCGCCAAGAGUUUAUCCACGCGACGCUUACAUCCCCCUUGCGGUGGAGCCUCCGAAGCGCAACUCGUAGAUUCCCCAUAUACAGCAGCCAAGCCCGAGGCAAUUCGCGCGUGCGGCGAUUUUCGGUUGGCGUAACCCGCGUCUUACCGUCUGCGUAUGCGCUCCGUCAUUGCGCGCACGGCGGGGAGCCUCAAGUACAAAUAAAAUGAAAUACAGGAAAUUCGUGUCUGUUGCCUUUGUGUCCGUUCGAGAAGACCGUUGCACUUGCGGGGAAGACCGUUGAAAGUGGCGGGGUGUAUUUUUUGUCAAGGAAAAGGUUUCCACCUAUCGCUAACUUACUGUGUGGCGGCGGGUGUCUGUCGCGCUGCUGUCUUUUGGGUGGCGCAUCGUGUCUCUCGACACACUUUGUGGUAUAUUGAGUCGUGCACACCUGGUUAUAGCACCAUCCUACCGCUUGGUUUGGAUCCCAGCGCCAGCUCUAUCGGAAUGGACGGUACAACGGUGGAGGAGUGUGUUUGUCCUCGCGCGGUGUCCCUUGAAGAGUACACGCAAAAUUUACUGUCGAUCGUCGUAGGGGAAAUCAAGCCUGCUGAUGAAGUCCAU
Molecule: messenger RNA, 5153 nt
Organism: Ectocarpus sp. CCAP 1310/34
Lineage: Eukaryota; Phaeophyceae; Ectocarpales; Ectocarpaceae
Source: the annotation of a GenBank genome assembly